Molecule: messenger RNA, 139 nt
Organism: Ambispora leptoticha
Lineage: Eukaryota; Fungi; Glomeromycota; Glomeromycetes; Archaeosporales; Ambisporaceae
Source: the annotation of a GenBank genome assembly
AUGUAUAGGACUAAAAUCGUGGAAGUUACUGCUUCUUCCAGCAGCGAAGUACCAGCCAAACCGCAAGCUUCCACUCCAACUCCUGAACCAGCUAAAAUCGUGGAAGCAUACUUUAAUCGUUUAUUAUAUUUCGACGAUU